Messenger RNA from Knipowitschia caucasica, 6654 nucleotides. The record is from the annotation of a GenBank genome assembly. Lineage: Eukaryota; Metazoa; Chordata; Actinopteri; Gobiiformes; Gobiidae.
AUGCAGCCUCUCACCAAGGAGCAGAACUCUGUGGUCAAGUCCCACAGUCCGACCAACGGCAAAGAAGAGGAAGUCCACACCGAUUCUAUUGAGGAGGACACAGAGUUUAACUGGGAGGAGUACAUGGAGGAGAAAGGCGGCAGUGCAGGCCCUCACACCAACUUCAAACAUGUGGAGAUCAGUCUCCAGAGCAGUUUUCAGCCGGGGAUGAAGCUGGAAGUGGCCAAUAAGAGUUCCCCAGACACCUACUGGGUGGCCACCAUCAUCACCACAUGUGGCCAGCUGCUGCUCCUGCGGUUCAGCGGCUACGGAGAGGACCGGAAGGCCGACUUCUGGUGUGAUGUCAUGACUGCGGAGCUCCACCCAGUGGGAUGGUGCGCACAGAACAACAAGAGUCUAUUGCCCCCAGAAGGCGUUAAAGAAAAACAAUGUGACUGGGGAGAGUUUCUCAUCCAGGAUUUAACAGGCUCCAGGACAGCACCAGCAAACCUGCUGGAGGGGCCUCUCAGGGGUAAAAACACCAUGGACCUGAUUGUGGAGGGAUCCGUGUUAGAAGUUCAGGACACAUGUGACCCUUUCCUCUACUGGCCCGCUCGAGUCAUCCAGAACGUCGGGGGGCGGCUUCGUUUACGUUACGCUGGUUUAACCGAGGAGCAUCUGCCGCGGGACUUUUGGCUUUUCUACUUGAAUGUGCGGCUGCGACCACCGGGAUGGGCCACAGAAAACUCCCACAAACUCGAGCCUCCAACAGAGCUCAGGGGUCUGCAGAGCGCCGCAGACUGGCAGCAGGCGUUAGAAGAAGCUCAAGGUGAAGGACAGAAGAACCCACUGCCCUUGGAAGUAUUUAAGGACCAUGUAGAGCUGCCCAAGCACUCCUUCACAGUGGGAAUGAAGCUGGAGAUGGUUCCUUGGUGGGAUCGGAUGCAGAUUUGCCCUGUUUCUGUCACAAAGGUCUACAAUGAGUACUACUUCCAAGUGACUGUGGAUGAUCUUUCCACUGACGCCAAGUGGUCGGUGGUGUGUCACGUGAACUCACCAGGCAUCUUACCCAUCCAGUGGUGUCUGAAGAACGGGAUUAGUCUGGAACGGCCGCGGGGCAGUGAGGGGCAGGACUUUGACUGGGCCGACUAUCUCAAGGAGAGCGGCACCGAGGCUGCACCAGACACAUGCUUCCCUGAUACGUGGCAGACGCGGGGCUUUGCCAAGGACAUGUGGCUGGAGGCAGUGAACCCUUCCCAGCCGUCAGAGGUGUGUGUGGCCCAAAUCACACAAGUGGCCGGUCGCCUGCUGUGGCUCCGAUUGCAAGGUGUGGCCCAGCCCCUGUCAGAGUGCAUCGUGGACAGCGAGUCUAUGGACAUCUUCCCUGUGGGCUGGUGUGAGGCCAAUGCUUACACUCUGACUGCUCCUCUCAAACCUGUCUCGUCCAAACAGAAGAAGAUAGCAGUGGUCCAGCCUGAAAAACAGUUGGUUCCUUUCGCACCAGCAGCUCCGGUCAACCACUGUCAGUCUGUUGCAGUCGAUCCAGGUGCAGCAAAUGGAAGAUACUCCUGCUCAAAGAUUUUUGUAAACCAUCGCUGUUUCUCAGGGCCAUACCUCAACAAAGGCCGUAUCGCCGAACUGCCGCAGGCGGUGGGGCCUGGCAAAUGCGCACUUGUUCUUAAAGAGCUGCUGACUAUGCUGAUCAACGCGGCCUACAAGCCUGGGCGAGUCCUGAAGGAGCUGCAGGAGAUGGAGACUCACAGCUGGGACUGUCAGGAGGAGACUCUCAAAGCCAAAUAUAAAGGAAAAACCUACCGCUCGACUAUCCGUAUCGCUCGGAUCGCAGACCAAAUCGCAGACUAUUGUCGAAAAGUGUGUCUGAAGCUGCAGUGUUGUCCCAACCUCUUCAGCCCGCUCCUUGUGACUGAUAAGUGCCCAGAGAACUGCUCUCUACAAACUAAAACCAAAUUCACUUAUUACUAUGGGAAGAAAAGGAAACUGUCCAAACCUGUGGGAGGAGAGGAUGCAGAGGGCGAUCAGGUCCAACCAGCUCGACGCAGAAAGAAGAGGAAAUCUCUCUUUGUGCAGAAGAAACGCCGCUCCUCCAAUGUGGACUACACCUACGCAGGCUCCCCACAGGACAGUGAUGAGGGCGAUGAAGACUUCACUUUCCACUCGGGCAGUGAGGGCAGCAGCUCCGAGCCGCGUGACGACUCGUCCGUGGCCGAGGUGAGCAGCAGCAGCCGUCCGCGCCGCGCCGUGACGCUCCGCAGGGCCGCGCACUCUGAACCCGGCGAGUCCCCGGAACAGGCGCUCAGGAGGUCCACUCGCUCCCGCUCCCAACCACGCAAGCACCAGGCCCCCGACGAGCAGCAUCCGCAGACGGAGGAGGAUGAGAGUCAGCUGGUCCUGGAGACAAACCCUCUGCAGUGGACGGUGGAGGAAGUGGUUCAGUUCAUUAACUCCACAGACUGUGCUUCUCUCGCCACUAUUUUCCUUGAACAGGACAUCGAUGGUCAGGCCCUUCUGCUGCUGACCCUUCCCACGGUCCAGGAGUGCAUGGAUCUGAAGCUGGGUCCUGCCAUCAAACUAUGCCACCACAUAGAGCGGAGCGAGAGGCGGUUCACGUUUCAGAGACACAUACUGCAGAGAGGUUUAGAAAAGCUGUUGUUCAAAAAGAGCGGCUUUAUUAGUGUUUUAUUUAACAGCUGCUGUGGGGCACUGCUGUUCUGCUUGUGGUCGUUUGAAGAUUCGGAUCUGGCUCGGGAAGUGGCCAUGCGUUUUUCCAAUUUUGAGAUGGAUCCUGGUCUGGCCUAUCACGAGGAGGUGCUCAACCCCUACUGUGCAGUUUAUAUGAAAGAGCCCUUCGACACAGAAACUACAACUACUGAACAAGACAGUACUGUGCCAGCAACUUUCUACAUUGUGGAAGCCGGAUCUCCCCUGCUGGGCUUGGAUUUGAUUAAAGCCCUGGGGGUCAGCAUCAUUGACGGCAAAGUGAUCCUCAACACGGACUGUGCAAACACGCCACCUGCUGGGGAGCCCGAAGGUGCAGUGCACAACAUUGACUCUACUCCAGUUCAAACACUCGGGUGUGUCAAAGGAUUUAUUCAUAAAGUACAAGUCAACAAUGCAGUGCGUCCAGUGCGCCAAAAACUACGACGUUUGCCGCUCAGUAUACGCAAAGAGGUCUCUACAGAACUUACCCGACUACUCCAAGCAGGCAUCAUUGAAAGAAUUGAUGCAUCUGAAUGGGUGAGUCCCCUGGUGGCGGGAAGAAAACGCCAAGGGGCUCUGCGCCUAUGUGUCGACUUGCGUGAACCAAAUAAAAGUGUCGUCAUGGACUGCUACCCGCUUCCUCACAUGGAGGACCUGUUCGCUGAACUGUCUGGUGCUACAUACUACAGCCAGAUCGAUUUAAGCUCAGCCUACCACCAGUUGCCUCUACACCCAGAGAGCCGCAAACUGACUGCCUUUAUAACCCAUGACGGCUUAUUCCAGUUCACUCGAGUCCCCUUUGGCCUUGCUUCCGCUCCAUCUGCAUUCCAAAAAAUGAUGGAGACAAUACUGAAGGACUUACCGGGUGUACAGAACUACCUGGACGACAUCAUUAUCUAUGGAGCUUCAAGAGAGGAACACGAUCUGCGCCUACAAGCAGUCCUCAACCGCCUAAGUGAGGCCAGCCUACAGAUCAACUUUGGGAAGAGCGCCUUCGCAAAAACACAGAUUACAUUCCUGGGCCAUGUCAUUUCCAAAGAAGGCUUGCGCCCGAGCACAGACCACCUUACUGCUAUCGCUGAAGCACCUGCACCAAGAAACAUGCCAGCGCUGCGCUCAUUCUUAGGUCUGACUUCAUGGUUUAGCAAGUUUGUCCCUAACUAUGCUACACUUGUUGAACCCCUGCGACUACUGCUCAAGACUAGCCCGCAGGCUAAACUACACUGGGACAAUGUUGCGAAUGAAUGCUUCACAAAGCUGAAACGGCAACUACUGGACAGUCCUGCUCUUGCCAUGUUCAAUCCAAAACUGUCAGCUGUCAUCACAACAGAUGCUUCUGACUAUGGCUUAGGAGCUGUCCUGACGCAGAUUCACUCAGACAAUACAGAGCGCAUCGUGGCUUUUGCUUCACGCACACUGACGCCUGCUGAGAGGAAGUACUCCACUACGGAAAAGGAGGCCCUCGCAUGCGUGUGGGCUGUCGAGAGAUGGAGGACAUACGUCUGGGGACGCAGAUUCACACUCCGCACAGAUCAUCAGGCCCUGACUACGCUCCUCAACACCAAAGUAUGCCAGUCCUGUGACAAGACUGCCAAAGUGUCACCUGCUCCGCUACAACCUGUAGAGUUUCCUGAAGGCCCCUUCCAGCAUGUGGCUGUGGACAUAGUCGGUCCUUUCGAACGUGGACCUCAGGACUGUAGGUUCAACAGAGUGCUCAAAGACUGUAUCCAGGGAGCACAGGCUGUGCAAAAGCCAUGGAAGCCAACAGUAACUGCCAUGCUCCAAAGCUACAGAGCCACACCCCAUGCUACAACGAACGAGUCUCCAUUCCUGCUGCUCAGAGGACGACCUAUGAGAACCAAGCUCCACAUUCUGCCACAACGUGAUGACACCGGACGUUACGACAAAGUGAGAUCCAGAGUCGCUCUGCAGCAAGCCAAAAACAAAGGCCAGGUGUACAAGCAGAAGAAGCCCACCAUGUAUCCUCCCUGGAGCACCACCUUCGACGCCCACGUCCACCGGGGGCGCGUCAUGCACGUCAUAGUCAAAGACCGGACCGCGGAGCUCAAGUCCGAGGCCACGGUGGCUCUGGACACACUGGCCACACGCUGCAAGAAGGAGAGCGGCAAACUGGAGAUGUGGCUGGAGCUCAAGCCGCAGGGACGAGUGCGGAUGGAGGCCAGGUACUUUCUCGAAAAAUGUGACGCUGCCAGUGCUGGUGCUGAGCCUGACACUGAGGGACUGUUCUCACUGCACCAGAGGAGAGGAGCCAUCAAACAGGCCAAAAUCCACCUGGUCAAGUGUCACGAGUUCAGCGCUACCUUUUUCCCCCAGCCCACCUUCUGCUCCGUUUGUAAAGAGUUUGUGUGGGGGCUCAACAAGCAGGGCUACCAAUGCAGGCAGUGCAACGCAGCAAUCCACAAAAAAUGCAUCGACAAAGUUAUUGCCACAUGCACCGGGUCAGCAAUUAAUAGUAAAGAAACAAUGAUUCACAAGGAGCGUUUUAAGAUCGACAUGCCGCACAGGUUCAAAGUGUACAACUACAAGAGCCCCACCUUCUGCGAACACUGUGGCACGCUGCUGUGGGGGCUGGCCAGGCAGGGGCUCAAAUGUGAGGAAUGCAGCAUGAACGUCCAUCACAAAUGCCAAAAUAAAGUAGCCAACCUCUGUGGAGUCAACCAGAAACUAAUGGCAGAAGCACUGGCUAUAAUAGAAACUAAGCAGCAGCAAGCCAAGACCUCCAAGGACUCAGUUUUCAUCGGUCGAGAGGGUCCCGUGGGCAUCGAUCAACCGGGAAAGGUCCGAGCUCCAUCAGGGAUUAUUAUGGGGUUACCAGCAGUCGCUAUUCCUAACAAAGCUGCCACAGAGCAGCAAGGUGUGUCCUGGGAGGGACCCACGCAAGAAGAACAUGAGGAACCUCUCUACGCUGUUCCCAAGAAAGACCACACGACCAAAUUCACUGUGGAGGACUUUAUAUUGCACAAGAUGCUCGGGAAGGGCAGUUUUGGAAAGGUCUUUUUAGCCGAGCUGAAGAAGAAUGGGCAGUACUUUGCGGUGAAGGCUCUGAAAAAAGACGUGGUGUUAAUGGAUGAUGAUGUGGAGUGCACCAUGGUGGAGCGGAGGGUCCUGUCGUUAGCCUGGGAAAACCCAUUCCUCACACACCUCUACUGCACCUUUCAAACCUCGGAGAAUUUAUUCUUUGUCAUGGAGUAUUUAAAUGGAGGAGAUCUCAUGUUCCACAUCCAAUCCUGCCAUAAAUUCGACUUGUACAGAUCCACGUUCUAUGGCGCUGAGAUUAUCUGUGGUCUCCAGUUUCUUCACUCUAAAGGAAUCAUUUACAGGGAUCUGAAGCUGGAUAAUGUGCUGCUCGACUCCGAAGGACAUAUAAAGAUAGCGGACUUCGGCAUGUGUAAGGAAAACAUGCUGGAGGAGUCAAGGACGGCUACGUUUUGUGGGACGCCGGACUACAUCGCCCCAGAGAUCUUGCUGGGUCAGAAGUACAACAGCUCGGUGGACUGGUGGUCGUUCGGCGUGCUGCUGUACGAGAUGCUGAUUGGCCAGUCUCCGUUCCAUGGGCGGGAUGAAGAGCAGCUGUUUCAGUCCAUUAGAACAGAUGUGCCACUGUAUCCGCGCUGGCUCACCAAGGACUCCAAGGACAUCCUGGUCAAGCUGUUUGUGCGAGAGCCAGAGGAGCGUCUGGGAGUCAAAGAAGACAUCAGGAAACACAGCUUCUUUAGCGCCAUCAACUGGAAGGCAAUUGAACAACGAGAGGUGUCUCCUCCUUUCAAGCCCACCAUUACAUCGGCCAGUGACUGCAGUAACUUUGACAAAGAGUUCAUCAACGAGAAGCCCCGUCUGUCCUGUGCCGACCGCGCCCUCAUCAAUAGUGUGGACCAGACCAUGUUUCAGAACUUCUCUUUCGUUAAUCCAACUAUGGCUCGCAUCACUGUGCGUUAA